ACUCCAUUUCCCGUGAUGCAUCUCUCUAGCGCUACGCGCUGCAGCGGUACACGCGUCGCGUCGCUGAUAACAUCUCGCGCAAUGGCUGCGGCUCUAUCUCGAGCUCUGAAAUUACCAGGUAAGAAGGGCUCAGAUCUGGGCGAGUAUGACCCGCUGACGCAGGCCGACAGCGAGGAUGAGACGGAGGACGACGAUCUGGUCCUGAACUAUCCUCGUAACGGUCUGAGCCCUGCGGUGGCCGACCUGAGGGACGAGGAGGAGGAGUUCGAUGAGGAGGAGGAGUGGAGGGCACAGCGGCUGCAGAGAGAGGGGGCGGGGCAUGUCGAAGAGGCGGGGCCGGGGCGGAGCCAGGGCGGAGACUCCGAGGAGAAGGUGGCGCGUGUGCGAGGGGCGGUGCGGACCGCCGCCUUCCUGCUGCCGCUGAGCUGCGCGGCGCUGCUGGUGCUGCUGUGCGCCUUUCUCAUUCCCUGCCCGCAGGGGGCGCCGCACCAGCCGCAGUGGGAGCGAGAGCUCGGAGACGUGGGCGGUGUGACGUCGCCGCCGCUGGCAUUGUGGGACGUGGAUGGAGACGGACUGGAGGACGUUUUGAUUGGCGUCACGAACAUCUCUAAUGACAGUCAGCCAAUGAACGCACAGAGCAAAGAGUUCAGCGUGUCGGCAGUGAGCGGCGUCGGCGGGCAGCUGCUGUGGACGAGGCCGCUGCGAGAGCCGCUGUUCUCCGUUCAGUGUGGACUGCAGACAGGAAGUACAGAUCCACUGUGGAGGAAGCCGUCCUCCGCCUGCGUCCUGAUCAGCUCCGGUCACAUCAUCACCGUGAACGCCUCCACAGGCCGGACGUGGUGGACGGCAGCUGUGGGUGACGUGGAGUCUCACGCGGUUCUGCUGCCUGAUCUGGACGGAGACGCGUUCCCAGACCUGCUGAUCGCAACACUUCCAGCAGACCAGGUGUCUGAUCUGGCUCUGGUCCUGAUCUCCGGACGGUCAGGAGCUCUGAUUGGCCGGCCGGUGAACUUUAACCUCACGGCUCAGGGGAAGCUGAUUGGUCCGCUGCUGCACGAGACGCUGAAGGGAGCCUAUUAUGUGCUGUUUGGACUGGGCACGGUGGAGGGCGUCUCCCUCAGCUUCAUUUACAGUCAGGCCACAGGCGGGACGGCCGCGUCUCGGGUCAGUCUGAAGGAGCCCAGCUGGGAGCGUCUGAGGAAGAGCAACUCUUCAUCGCUCAUUCACAUCAGCAGUGCGUCUGAGCAGGUGGAGUUCCUGCUCCCUCUGGUGGCCGGUCUGUGUCAUCAGCACAAUAACCUGGACAGCGCGUCGGUGCUGAACUCCAGCCGCAGCGACUGGAUCCUGCUGUCCGGAGCGAGCGGCCAGCUGUCCGUGCUGAGAGAGAGCGACACGCACACCGCCUGGAGCCUCGGCCUCGCCGCCAUACACACUCGCCCGGCGUUGGGUCACUUCAAUGACGACGGUGUUCCUGAUCUACUCAUUCAUCAGUCGACCAAUGGCGUCAGGAAGGUGCAGAUCAUCGACGGCGCUCGUGGGCGGAGCUUGUGGGAGGCGGGGUUUGUGUGUCCUCGUCUGGCGGUGGAGGAUUCGUCCGUUCUCACCACGUCCGGCCAAUCCGUGUUCCUCUUCUGGGCUGGAGAUCCGAUCUCGCAGGCGCAGAACGUUACCAAGGCAACCAACCAGGCGGCUGCCGCGGCCGAGCCGGUUCUCCGCAAGCUCUUCCUGUUCCACCCGUACUAUCCCACAAUCCUCCUGCAGCUGAGCAGCACCACGGACACCGUCCUCACGGCAACAGUGAGUUACCAGCCGCAGCAGAAGGACGCGUCCUACAUCAGCGUCUCGUCUCGGCCCACGUCCGGCCGCCGUCCGGCCGCGCAGCUGCUCAAGAGCCUCAGUCUGAGGGCGGCCAUCGCUGCCGCCCAGAUCGUACAGCUGCCGGACGCCAGCAGAGACGCCGCAUCCGCCAAACCCGCCGCCUUCCACCUCAACAAGUUCUUCAGACGCCUGUCCUUCAAACAGUGACGCUCCUCGAUCCUCCGCUGGAUGAACGUAUGAAGUUAUUGAUUUGUUUCAUGAUGAUGAAGACGCGUGUAAAUACUUGAACUGAUGAUGCAUUCAAACUCACACAAAGCCCAGAGGAACCGUCACAUGACAGCUGCUGUUCAUUCAUCCUUUAAUAAUAAUAAUAAUAAUAAUGAUAAUAAUAAUGUUGUGUUUUUAUGGUUUCACUCUCGCUCUGGCCAGUGAAGUGAGUUUUCAUGGCUUUGCACGUUGAGUUUGUUUGUUGUAGAUAUUUUUGACCGUCUGUACAGUAUUUAUAGCAGCGAGCCGGACUGAAGUAAUGAUGUAAAUAAUGCUGGAGUAAUAAAGACGUUCAUUCUGCUGGA
Megalobrama amblycephala (Wuchang bream) is the source of this 2390-nucleotide messenger RNA. RefSeq names its product family with sequence similarity 234 member B (gene fam234b). Lineage: Eukaryota; Metazoa; Chordata; Actinopteri; Cypriniformes; Xenocyprididae. The transcript has 12 exons. Bases 16 to 2025 code for a protein of 669 amino acids. The record is from RefSeq and is a predicted model, not a curated record.